This is a messenger RNA of Mangifera indica (mango), 1441 nucleotides long. RefSeq lists its product as uncharacterized. The transcript has a single exon. The coding region runs from base 176 to 1357 and encodes 393 amino acids. NCBI's taxonomy places the organism in Eukaryota, Viridiplantae, Streptophyta, Magnoliopsida, Sapindales, Anacardiaceae. The record is from RefSeq and is a predicted model, not a curated record.
GAAGCAAAAGAUUUUGUAAAAUUGGAUACAAAGAAAGAAUAGAGAUCACAUGCACAUAAGCACAUGCAUUCUCCUCGCUCAGAGCGCCCUCUCUGCACAAUAAUUGCUUGUCGCACAAGCCACUAGUAACUUCUCUCAACCGCCUCCGUUUUCCGUCAAUCGUCUUUGCCCCGUAAUGGUACUUCCCAACCCCAACCCUAACAAAGACGAACCGGAAGCCACCAAUGACUUCACCGAAACGCGAAGUUUCAGUGAAGACUUGGACUCAACGUGCUCCACUCCCUACGUCAGCGCUCCUUCAAGUCCCGGCCGUGGACCCGUCACUACUGGCUACUUCUUCAGUGCACCGGCCAGUCCCAUGCAUUUUGUGCUAUCUUCCGCUUCUUCAGCUUCGCGUCGUCCCUCUGAAUCAUCCUUCUUAUCGACUCAGUCUGACUUCGAGUUUGAGUUUUCUUCUCGGUUCUCGAGCAAUGGUUCUGUAGCCGCUGGAUCAAUGAGCUCGGCUGAUGAGCUGUUUUUGAACGGUCAGAUUAGGCCGAUGAAGCUUUCGUCUCACUUGCAGAGACCUCAGAUCUUGGCUCCUCUUAUAGAUCUGGGCGUUGAAGACGAAGAAAUGGAUGAUAAAGAGGCGGAAGAGUCGGUGAAAAGAGGGAGAGAUCUUAAGCUUCGUAGUAGAUCUCUCCACAGGAAGGCCAGAUCUCUGUCGCCUUUAAGACGUCAAGAGUACCAGUGGCACGAAGAGGAUAUUAACGCUGAGAGAGAUAUUAGUGAAAACAUCAUAAAGUUGCAAGAGUAUGUGGAGAGAAAAGAGAGUGAAGCUGUUUCAACUGAAACGACACCUUCAUGUUCUGCUUCUUCCUCAAGGUCUUCAUCUUCGGGUAGGAACUCGAAGAAAUGGAUAUUUUUAAAGGACCUCUUGUAUAGAAGCAAAAGUGAAGGAAGAGGAAAUGGAAAGGAAAAGUUCUGGUCUUCCUUUUCUUUCUCUCCUUCCAAAGACAGGAAACUCACUUCUUCUUCUUUAAUUCUUUCUAAAGAGAUGAACCCUAAUCCUUCUCAUCCUCCUAGUAGUAGCGUUGAGAUGCAAAAGAAUCAAAAGCCGAAGCAGAAGCGAAAUGAGCAAGUUUCCAUUAAGAAAACGGUAAAAGGGAAACUAGCUAACGGGGUAGCCAAACGCAGAGUCCCACCGUCUCCACACGAGUUACAUUACACGGCAAAUAGAGCUCAGGCCGAGGAGCUGAAGAAGCGGACUUUCUUGCCGUACCGGCAAGGGCUGUUUGGUUGCUUAGGGUUUAGUUCGAAAGGAUAUGGUGCGCUCAAUGGACUGGCCAAAUCCCUGAAUCCUGUCUCAUCGAGGUAGAAAUGCUACCGGAUAGACUUUUUAAUUUUUUUGUACAUAAUUUUUGCUUCUCGUAUUAUUAAAUUAUGACUGUGUUUUUAUCGA